AACCAUCAUGAAAAUGUUUACUUUGAUGCCAAGAGCCCAACUUCACUAGGAACUCACCCUCCAACUGCUUGAAGACACCUGUCCUUAGUUGAAUACUGGGACUCAUUAGACAAUGGGCACUGCAUAUUAAGCAGGGGUGGAAGACUGAAGCCCAUCUGGGGACAGAAUGAGUUUAAAAGAUGCUGACAGUGCAGUUUGCCAGGCAAAGGCAGCCUAUAAUCUUCAUAUUUACCCCCAACUCUCAACAGAAAGCGCUCCCUGCUGCAAAGUGACAGCAACCAAGGACAGCACAUCAUCAGAUGUCAUCAAGGAUGUGAUCAACAUCUUAAACUUGGAUGUCUCCAAGCAUUAUGUCCUGGUGGAGGUGAAGGAGUCAGGUGGAGAAGAAUGGGUGCUGGACAUCAACGAUUCCCCCGUGCACAGGGUGCUGCUGUGGCCGCGGCGCGCUCAGGACGAGCACCCUCAGAAGGAUGGCUACUACUUCCUGCUGCAGGAGAGGAACACUGAUGGCUCCAUCAAGUACAUGCAGAUGCAGCUGCUCUCCAAGGAGACGGAUGCCAGGCGUCUGGUGGAGAGGGGAUUUCUGCCCUGGCACCAGGAGGACUUUGAUGAUCUCUGCAAUCUGCCCAACCUGACCGAGACAACGCUCCUGGAGAAUCUCAAGUGCCGCUUCCUGAAGCACAGAAUCUACACUUAUGCAGGGAGCAUCCUGAUUGCAAUUAACCCCUUCAAGUUCCUGCCCAUUUAUAACCCCAAGUAUGUCAAGAUGUAUGAGAACCAUCAGCUUGGGAAGUUGGAGCCUCACAUUUUUGCCAUUGCUGAUGUGGCCUAUCACACAAUGCUUAAAAAACACGUUAACCAGUGCAUCGUUAUAUCAGGUGAAAGUGGGUCUGGGAAAACCCAAAGCACAAACUUCUUAAUUCACUGCCUCACUGCACUGAGCCAGAAAGGGUACGCCAGUGGUGUGGAGAGAACCAUUCUGGGAGCUGGACCAGUUCUGGAGGCAUUUGGAAAUGCAAAAACAGCACAUAACAAUAACUCCAGUCGUUUUGGGAAGUUCAUUCAAGUCAACUAUUUAGAGAAUGGGAUUGUCAGGGGGGCUGUGGUUGAAAAAUACCUGCUUGAAAAAUCUCGUCUGGUUUCUCAAGAAAAAGAUGAAAGGAACUACCAUGUCUUUUAUUAUUUGCUACUUGGAGUCAAUGAGGAGGAGCGUAAAGAAUUUCACCUCAAGCAACCUGAAGAUUAUUUCUACCUCAACCAGCAUAACUUGAAAAUUGAAGAUGGGGAAGAUCUCCGACAUGAAUUUGAGAGAUUAAAACAAGCCAUGGAGAUGGUUGGCUUCCUUUCAGCAACAAAGAAACAGAUCUUUUCAAUCCUUUCAGCAAUUCUGUAUUUGGGCAAUGUCAGCUACAAGAAGAAAGCCACAGGUCGGGAUGAAGGGUUGGACGUGGGACCUCCUGAAGUGUUGGACAUUCUCUCCCAGCUGUUGAAAGUUAAACGUGAAAUCCUGGUAGAAGUGCUAACAAAAAGAAAAACUGUGACUGCUAAUGAUAAGCUUAUUUUGCCAUAUAGUCUCAAUGAGGCAAUAACAGCUCGAGAUUCCAUGGCCAAGUCCCUGUACAGUGCUCUGUUUGACUGGAUUGUUCUGAGGAUCAAUCAUGCACUCCUCAACAAGAGGGACAUGGAGGAAUCUGUUACAUGUCUGUCCAUUGGUGUACUUGAUAUUUUUGGAUUUGAAGAUUUUGAAACCAACAGUUUUGAGCAGUUCUGCAUAAAUUAUGCAAAUGAGCAACUUCAGUAUUAUUUCAAUCAGCACAUUUUCAAAUUGGAGCAGGAGGAAUAUAAGAGUGAAGGGAUCACUUGGCACAAUAUUGACUAUACUGAUAACGUGGCCUGCAUUCACUUAAUCAGCAAGAAGCCCACUGGUCUCUUCUAUCUUCUGGAUGAAGAAAGCAAUUUUCCACAUGCCACCAACCAAACUCUGCUGGCAAAAUUCAAACAGCAGCACGAGGAGAACAAGUUCUUUGUUGGAACCCCAGUGAUGGAGCCUGCUUUUAUCAUUCGCCACUUUGCUGGCAAAGUGAAAUACCAGAUCAAAGAUUUCAGGGAGAAGAACAUGGAUUACAUGAGGCCUGACAUCGUGGCCCUGCUGCGCAGCAGCGACAGCGCCUUCGUGCGGGAGCUGAUCGGGAUGGACCCGAGUGGUACGUCAAGGACCCAGAGUUCCCCUUGGAGAACUCCAGAGAUCCAACACGCCGGUAGAAAAAGUUUAUCGCCUCUCAGUGCUCGAUUUCUCAUUUGAUUGUUCUGAGGAUUUCGAUAUAAAUGCUUUCCAAGACAUCAUUUCUUUUUGUGAGAACAAGAAAGACAUGCAUGAACAAAUCAUCGCCAGUAUUAAAGGCCUGCCCUGGCAGGGUGAUGAUCCCUGCGAGCUGCUUCGGUCCCUCAGUCAGCUUCAACACCGCUCCCACCUCCUGAAAAGUAAAGGUGUCAAGCAAAAGCAGAUCAUUCCCAAGAACUUGCUGGAUUCCAAAUCUCUGAAGCUCAUCAUGAGCAUGACUCUGCAUGACCGGACUACAAAGUCCCUUUUGCACUUGCACAAGAAGAAGAAACCCCCCAGCAUAAGUGCCCAGUUCCAGUCUUCACUGAACAAGUUGCUGGAGACGCUGGGCAGAGCUGAGCCAUUCUUCAUCCGCUGCAUCCGCUCCAACGCAGAGAAGAGGGAGAUGCUCUUUGAUGAGAGCUUGGUGCUGCAGCAGUUACGGUACACGGGCAUGCUGGAAACUGUGCGGAUCAGGAGGUCUGGCUACAGUGCCAAAUACACAUUCCAGGAAUUCAUUGACCAGUUUCAGGUGUUACUGCCCAAAAAUGCCAAAGCCUCCAAGGAAGACAUCUGUGCUUAUUUGAAUAAACUAAAGCUGAAUGAAAACUACUAUCAAAUAGGGAAGACCAAGGUUUUUAUGAAAGAGGCUGAACGACAGAUACUACAGGAUACACUACACAAAGAAGUGAUCAGGAAAAUCAUCCUCCUUCAGAGCUGGCUCAGGAUGGUUUUGGAGAGGAGACGCUUUCUCAGGAUGCGGCAGGCAGCCAUUGUUUUACAGGCGUGCUGGCGCUCGCGCCGUGUCAGGAUGGGCCUGCAGAGGAACAACGCUGCCAUCGAGAUCCAGGCGGCCUGGAGGCGCCACCGGCAGAGGAAACGCUUCCUGCAGCUCAGGAGGAGCAUUUGUCUCCUGCAGGCCCUGGUCAGGGGGCACCUGCAGAGGAAGAGAUACCAGAAGAUGGUUCUAGAAAGGCAGAAAGCUCAAGAAGAGCAGAAGGAAAUGCAGGAAGAUGAAGACAAAGAGCAAGAUACGAGCAAGACGUCCAACAUAGAUGAAGAUAAGAACAAGGAUGAGCAGAGUGAGCCAGCAACAGAUGUGAAACACGAGUCAGAGACAGAUCACGCUGUUGAAGAUAAAGAUCAAGCUCAGAAUGAGCAAGCUGAAAAGCUGAGCUCGUCUGAGAAAAGCCAGAAGCACACGGUGGAGGGCUCGGAGAGAGCGAGCAACAGCCGGGAGAAGCGGGAAUCCCGCCGGCAGAGGGGGCUGGAGCACAACGACUUGCAGAACAAGCAUGCGCUCCUGUCCUUGGAGGGACCGUCUGCAUUGUGCCACGAGGAGCAAACUGUUUCUGAACAAGCCCUGGAAAGUGCUCCAGAGACAGAGAAAUCCACAGCACAAGAAGAUAAUGCCCUUCAGGGAAGCAGUGAGGGAGAGAAAAGUCCAAGUGAAGAAAAAACUCUUUCAGAUACUCCACCAUCAAGUGAGAUAAAAGAAAGUGAUUCUGUUCCUGAGCAACCACCUGGAUCAGAGGCAGAGGACAGGGCAGCUGAUAGAACAAAACCACAACAGAAUCAAAAUAACCAAAUAAAAAGCAGCCAAAGCUUUACCUGCCCUGAAAGGCCCACAGAUCUUGCACUGAAAGUUCACAGCACACUGUCUGCUGGUGGCAGCUUUCAUGGCCCUGCUGACUGCUGGGCAGAGAGAAACAGGAGGCAGAGGGCAGCCAAAGACCUGGACAGCAACACUUCUGCAAUCCAGAGAUAUGUGGAUGACCCAGAGAAGCUAAAGUACAAGAGAGAGAAGUGGAAAGGCAAGAGGCAGUCUGACUCUGGCCAGAAUGAUGUGCUGAGUCAGUCUCUGGAUGGAAGGAUACGUGUGGAUAAGUCUCCUCAGGAUCAGCUAGAGAAGAAGGGGAGUUCAGCUUCAUUAAGUGACCUUUCAGCACUGGCCCAGACUGUUGCCAUGAACCAGCUGUCACCAGAGCCAAUUGAAGAAGAAAAAGGCAACAAGAAAUGCCCAGUGCAGAAGAAGCCCAGUGACCACUUCCCCAGCUCGGACACGGCCGCUGCCAUGCAGCCAGCGAGUCAGCAAGGGGAUGCCAAGUCUGCUUUCAAAAGCCCUUUGCGGAGACUUUUGGGGAAAAAGCCAGACAAGAAAAUUGCAAAGGAGAGUCCUGAUGUGAUUGAGGAAGGAGAUGGCCUCUCCCUGGUGUCUUGUGUCCUCUUUACAGACACAGGAGGUGUCCAGAAAGUUUCAGAGGGUUCCUCGGGGCAGCCAGGCCGGCCCCAGGCUGGGAAGGAGAGCAGCAAAGCCAAGAAGAACAGAACCAUAAAGAUCAGCAAGAUCUCCAGCGCGUCCCAGAACUGGCGCGCGUCCAUGGUGCGGGAGAUUGCCAACGCCAACGAGCUCAAACACCUGGAUGAGUUCCUCCUGAACAAGAUCAAUGACUUACGCUCCCAGAAGUCUGGUGUUGAAUGUUUGUUUUUUGAAGCCACAGAGAAGUUCAGAGGAAACAUCAAGACCAUGUACUCUGCUCCUAAUGGACAAAUCCAUGUUGGCUAUAAAGAUCUGGUGGAAAAUUACCAGCUCCUAGUUACAAACCUGGCCAAAAAAAGGGAAGAGAAAGAAGUCAAGCUGGUUUUGAAUCUCUUUCUAUCCCUUCUGGAUGAAUUCAUUAGAGGAUAUACAAAGAAAGAGGAACCUGAGCAGCCCAAGCAAACCAAAGCCCAGAAGAAGAAACGGAAGCAGGAUCGUGCAAUUGAAGAGCACAAUGGCCACGUGUUCACAAAUUACCAAGUGAGCAUCCGGCAGUCGUGUGAGCACUGCUCCUCCUACAUCUGGCCCAUGGAGAAGGCCUGUCUGUGCAGUGUGUGCAAGCUGACUUGUCACAAGAAGUGCAUGUCCAAAAUCCAGAGCAGCUGUACCUCUUGUGGGAAAAAGGGCGAGCAGGACACCGAGUCCCUGCGGGGACACUUCGGGGUGUGCGUGAGCGCCCUGACCAGCGAGAGGAACUCGGUGCCCGUGGUCAUGGAGAAGCUGCUGGAGUACGUGGAGAUGCACGGGCUCUACACUGAAGGCAUCUACAGGAAGUCAGGAUCAGCAAAUCGCAUGAAGGAGCUGAAGCAGAUGCUGCAAGAAGACCCAAACUCAGUGAAACUGGAGAAUUACCCUAUUCACACCAUCACAGGGAUCCUUAAGCAGUGGCUGAGGGAAUUGCCAGACCCACUGAUGACCUCAGCACAGUACAAUGAUUUUCUCAGAGCUGUAGAACUGCCAGAGAAACAGGAGCAGCUCUGUGCCAUUUACAGUGUCCUGGAGAAGCUCCCACAAGCCAAUCACAAUACCUUGGAACGACUCAUCUUCCAUCUUGUCAAAGUGUCUUUGAUAGAAGAUGUGAACCGCAUGUCCCCCAACGCCUUGGCCAUCGUGUUUGCUCCGUGCCUCCUGCGCUGUCCCGAUACCUCUGACCCCUUGACCAGCAUGAAGGAUGUCUCAAAAACAACCAUGUGUGUAGAGAUGCUCAUAAAGGAGCAGAUAAGGAAGUACAAGAUAAAAAUGGAAGAAAUCAAUCAGCUGGAAGCAGCAGAGAGCUUUGCUUUCCGACGGCUCUCGUUGCUUCGGCAGAACACGCUCUGGCCUAUAAAACUUGGGUUCUCUUCCCCUUAUGAGGGGAAGCUGAGUAAAAGUUCUCAGGUCAAAGGAAGUGACAGUGGCACCUCAGAGCUGGACUCUGUGCACGAAGAGGAGGAUGUUUCUGAAGCCAACCGGGAGAAGGAGAUUCUCAUCGAUCGCAUACAGUCAAUAAAAGAAGAAAAGGAGGACAUCACUUACCGCUUACCUGAGCUCGACCAGCGAGGCUCUGACGAGGAAAACGUGGACUCGGAGACCUCUGCGAGCACAGAGAGCCUGCUGGAGGACAAACCAGGCCGGGUGGAUACCGAAGCAAUUAUUGGAUUAGACUGCUGUGCUCAGAGCUCCAGCGUGCCUGCCAAAGACAUUUGCAAAGUGCCUUCUCUCCCGCAAACCUCUUCAGAUUCUUACUCUGCACCCCUGGCUUCAAGGCGCAGAUACUCCUUAACACUGUCCAAGAUUAAAGUGCCCCGUCGAACUCCAGUGAUGCCAACAGCAAACAUAAAACUUCCUCCCGGGAUGUUCAAAUGUACAGAAUCCCAGGACGAGGCUUUCUCUGAGGAAAAGUGUCAGAGGGUGCAGCGGAGGGAGCAGCCAGCCAGGCGGACUGACAGCAUCCACUCGGUGUACAUUGCACAAGGGUCUGCACUGGCCCACGCUCAGGAACUCGGGGAUGAAUACGAACCCACAGCAAAACUCAAGCGCAGGUUCUCAGACCCCUACUCUCACAUUCCCUGUGUGGAGAAGUGAAAUUCUUCAGCGCUCUGGACUCUUCUUGAAGUUGACCACAGCUUUGGCUUUAACCCUUUGAGGGCUGUGAUCUUGUUCAUGGUCUUUUAAGGGGCUGCGGGGAAGGCAGCCCAGAAAUGUACAGUACUGUAAGGGUUAAGCAAGGUUGUUUAAAGCAAAUAUUCUCCACUUUAAAUUAAAACCUUGCAAAGAAGGUAAAGCAUCAUGUUGAAUAACAUGGAUCGAGUGUACAGGAACCAAGCCCCCCCAUUCCGCUGCUGUGCCUUUUCCAUUUGCCUUACAAUGGGUUCUCACGGGACCAACAGUCAGUUUAGGUCAAUGUGUGUUGCCUUAAUGUUUUGUAUGGUUUUAUGACAAUUUUCUCUAUGGUUUACAGAGCUGGUAAUAGCCUUAAUUGAGACCAACAUGUAUAAAAACGUUUAUUAAAACAUUGCACUUUUAAAAAAUA
Molecule: messenger RNA, 7152 nt
Organism: Zonotrichia albicollis (white-throated sparrow)
Lineage: Eukaryota; Metazoa; Chordata; Aves; Passeriformes; Passerellidae
Source: RefSeq, a predicted model, not a curated record